AUGUCGGACUCUUUCUUCGGCUUCGAUACUACAAUGCCACCAUUAAAUAAUGAACAGUUGGCUGAAUUAAAUAGUGAAAGCAUUGAAGAAAAAGAUGAUAAUGUAGAAGAAAUUGAAAAGAAAUUUAAAAAUUGGCUCCUUCAACCUGAUCAAGAGUACGAGUACAAUUUAAGUUCUCAAUUGGAAGAGGCAGGAGACGAACUUAAUGAUUUAACUUUUGGAACAGAAGUAAAUAUUGGAAAAGAUUUUGAUUUUUUUGAAAAUAAUACUAAAAUUACCGAUACAAUAAAGAAUGAAGAAGCUUUAUAUGUUAAUCGAGGGGAAGACUUUAAUGCGGAAUUUUUCGAUGAGAAUAUAGCCAAUGGAAAAUCUGGACAUACAAAAGAAAUUAUAGGAACACCAACAUUACCCGAGUCACCAAUAAGUCCUUCAAUAUGGGGAUCUUUUCAUCCUCAAUCAAAUCGUAGAGAUUCUCUUAGUCUUAUUCAAGAAAGUAAUAAUAUCAAUAACAUGACAGGUCAUUACGGUAUUCCUCAACGAUACCCUCCUCUCCAAACAUCUCCUCCACCUGGGGGAAUUCCUGAAAAAAGGAUGUUGAGUUUAGCAGAAGUUGAGGCUGCUAUAUUAGGUUUAAAUGGUAUCCCUCCUCCUCUUCCUAUGUUUCCUUCAACAACAGAUGCUGCUUUGAGAGAACAGGAAAAAAUAUCAAAAUACAAUGGUCUUAUGACCCAAAGUGAUAAAGAUUAUGUAAACCGCAUUCAAAUAUCACAGCUCGUUACUGAUGAUCCUUAUGCUGAUGACUUUUAUUGUCAAGUUUAUUCCGCAGUGCGAUCACGACAAUCACAACCACACAUGGGUAACUUUUCACAUCAUCAUGGUGGUAAUAAUGGUGGAGGUUUCAUGGGUCAUGAACGUGGUCGACAUCGAAGUAGAGGAUCAGAAAGUGGUUUAUUCAAGAUGCAACAACAAGUUUUACGAAUAGUAAAUGAUGCUAGAAGGAAACCAAAGUUAACUCAGCUAUCACUUGAAGGUGCUUUGGGUAAAAUUGCACUUAAUUCAGUUCGUAAUCCUAGGCAAUUAUUACAAGUUUCUACAAAACCACAUGAUACGCAUAAUGCAACUGUUAGUUCUCCUGGACAACAACAACAACAUUUUCAUCAGAAAAUACCCUAUAUUACAACACAUGGUGUCAUGGAUCAUAAAAAGGUAUUACGUUCUAUUGAAAAUUGUUUUUCUGCUGUGAAUGAUGAAUGUUCAAAAAUAAUAAAAUCGAUGUGGGAUGAAUUAAGAGUUGAUGAACAGCCUGUGGGCGCUGGUAUACUCUCAGUGAGAAAAGGGAAAAAGCUUAUUCCACGAAUCAUAAGAUAUUUUGCAUCAGAUCAGAUGAUCAGUUUGCUUAGUGUUUUAGUGAUGAAUUUUGAAUCACUAGAUGUUUGUAAAGGAGCAAUAUGGGGAUCUCAAAUAUACGGUGCCUUAACAAUGCUUGAAGAUGUAGAGCUUUUUAUGAAUACUGUGGUUCCACCUCUAUUGCAAUACGUUGCAGAAGCCCCAAUUCAUAUUAUUAGUAGAUUAUUUGCAUUUUUUCUUGAAAAGAAUCAAAUUAUUUGGGUUUCAAGAUGCAAGGUCGGAUUGGCUUUCUUGACAAUGUUUUUGAGUCGUGCUGAAAUAUUGAAACAAGGUGGAGGAAAAAAUCAAAGUUUACCAAUUCCUGAUGAACAUGAACUUUUACAAUGGUAUUUCAUAAUUAACGAAUUUUUUAAAGAAAUAAAUGACUUAUAUAAUAGAUUAUUUAAUCUUUUACAAGGACAUUAUGUUUCUUUAUUUCCUCCAUUUGGAUAUGGUAUUGAUGACAUGUAUGUAUGGCAAUUUCUUGCGGCAAUGGCUGUUGGUGCUUCAAUUGAGCAACAACAUGUUUUAGUAACUGAAGUGAGAGAGAGGGUAAUUGAAACAAUAUCAAAAGCUAACAAUAGAUUUGCAUCAGAUAAAACAGUUCAUAAAAUUGCAAAUGUCAAUUUAUUUUUAAAUGCAUUAGGACUUGAUGCAUCUCAGUUAAAUCUUUAA
This is a messenger RNA of Entrophospora sp. SA101, 2061 nucleotides long. The record is from the annotation of a GenBank genome assembly. NCBI's taxonomy places the organism in Eukaryota, Fungi, Glomeromycota, Glomeromycetes, Entrophosporales, Entrophosporaceae.